Messenger RNA from Condylostylus longicornis, 2828 nucleotides. RefSeq names its product nucleolar MIF4G domain-containing protein 1 homolog. Gene Ontology annotation, molecular function: protein binding; RNA binding. The record is from RefSeq and is a predicted model, not a curated record. Lineage: Eukaryota; Metazoa; Arthropoda; Insecta; Diptera; Dolichopodidae. Gene Ontology annotation, biological process: ribosomal small subunit biogenesis. Bases 71 to 2815 code for a protein of 914 amino acids. Gene Ontology annotation, cellular component: nucleolus. The transcript is spliced from 9 exons.
GUCAAUUUAUUUGUUUACUUAAACUAGAAGAAAAGUUUUAUUUUUAAAAAAUUAACUUUUAUUUUCAAUAAUGGCAAAGGCAAGAAAAAAAAUAAAAAAGAAAAUUGGAACAAAGAGCCGUCUGGAGCAACGUAAGGAAAAGCGUUUAAAGAAAAAAGAAAACAAGCGUGAGUUCUUCUCGAGAAAAAGGAAAACCAAAAAUCCUGACAGAAAUACUAAUGAAAUCAAACAUUCUAAUUCAAAUAAUGAAUUGACUAGCAAUGAUAAUGAAAUUGAGUCUGAUUUUGAGCUAAGUGAUGAUGAAUUGAAUUCCAAGCUUUCUGUUAUUACUAAAAAAAAAUCAGUUUUAAAAAAAGACAAAGCAAAUUCAAUUAAAGUGGAAAGCAAAAAUAAAGUAAUUUUUGAUCGGUUUCUAGAAAACCAAAAUCGAGAGAAAAAAAAACAAAAGGAAUUGGAAGCUAAAAUGAAAAAACGGCGAAUAAUACAGUUAGAUGAAGCUAAUGAAGAUGAAGAUAAAGUUAUAAAAAAAUUAGAGAAAAAAUUAGGAAUCAAUAAACACGCGAAUGAUAAAUCAGUACAUAAAAUGUUUAGUGAUGGUUUAGAUUAUGCUCUAGAGUUAUGUCUACCAGAAAAUAUUGAUAAAAUGUACUCUGCAGCAAAAGAAGCAGCCGAAAUUCAAGAAAAUGAAAGUGAGAAUGAAUUUCAAGAUGAUUUGUUGGUGGCUUUGGGUGGAAAUGAAAAUUUAAACGAUGUAAAUAAAAAGAAACAAACAAAAAUAAAUGGAAAAAAUACAAUUCCAAAAAAAGCUAAAAAUUACAACACAGAUUCGGAUUUGGAUGAUUUUGAUUCUGAGCUUGAAAAUGAAAUCGAUAAUAAAAACACCGGAAAUGAUACCGAAGAAAGUUUAAAUGAACAUCAAAGUAAAUUAGGUGAGGAAAGUUCUAAUGAAGACGAAUUAAAUGAAGAAAGCUCUAAUGAAAACGAAGAUGAAGUAAAUGAAGAAAGCUCUAAUGAAGAUGAACAACACGAAAGAAGUUGCGAUGACGAAGUUGAAGAUGCAUUAAAAGAAGAAAAUUCUAGUGAAGAUGUUUUAAAUCAAGAAAGUUGUAGUGAUAUUACAUUAAACGAUGAAAGUUAUAAUAAAGAUACAAAUGAUAAAAAAAAAAUUUGGGAAGAUAUAUAUGGCAGAAAGCGUGAUGCAGAUGGAAAAAUUUUGCAAGUCAAAAACGAAAAAUAUAUACCACCUCAUGUGAGAGAUCAAAUGAAUUACGACCAAAUAAAAGAUCCAAAAAAGAAAGAAAAGCUCGAUAAACUAAAACGUCAAGUGAAAGGGCUACUAAACAGGUUAACUGAGUCAAACAUUAUUAAAAUAUCAAAAGAUAUAGAAAGUUUAUACAGAAAUAAUUCACGAUUUGAUAUGAACAACAUAUUUAGUGAGUUACUGUUUAGUGCAAUUGUGAGUAAUAUUUUGUCAAAGGAGAGAAUGGUUUUGGAAUACACGAUGUUAAUAGCUAUUUUACAUGUUAAUGUCGGGAACGAAAUAAGUGCGCAUCUGCUCGAAAAUUUAAUUGUUAAAUUUGAAAAGUUAGUGGAUAAUAUCACUACUUUGGACAUCGAAGAUAAGGAAUUGGACAAUAUUGUGCUAAUUUUGUCUCAUAUGUAUACAUACAAGAUCUUUCAUUACUCUUUGGUUUACGAAAUCAUAAACCGUUUAAAUUCAAAUUUGUGUGAAAAAUCGGUUGAGUGCAUUCUUAUUAUUUUCAAAGCUGUUGGUUUCCAAAUGCGGAAAGAUGAUCCUCUAGCGUUAAGAGAUGUUAUUUUGUCUAUUCAAAAAAAAUCAGAUGAGAUCGGUGCUCAUAUACAAAAUAACUCACGAUUUAAGUUUAUGAUUGAAAUAUUGAAGGCAAUUAAAAACAAUAAUAUGUAUAAAAUACCGCAAUAUGAUCCGUCUUUAGCUGAACAUUUCAAAAAAAUUUUGAAAAACAUGUUUAAAGAUGGAAAAUAUCUAUCAACUUUGAAUAUUACAAGGAAUGACCUGUUGAAUGCUGAUAAAAAAGGAAAAUGGUGGGUAGUAGGUUCAGCAUGGUCAGGUAAUAUUAAAGAUAUAGGAGUUUCCCAACAUAGUGAAGAAAAAAGCGGUAAUAAAAGAGAAAAUUUUGCGGAACAUCUUUUAGAAUUGGCAAAAAAGCAAAGAAUGAAUACAGAUGACCGUCGCAACAUUUUUUGUAUUAUAAUGGGUUCAGAAGAUUAUUUGGAUGCGUUUGAUAAAUUGUUGCAUUUGUCAGUUAAGGACAUAAGAUUGAUCGUUUCAAUUAUUAUUCACUGUUGUUUAUCUGAAAAACAAUUUAAUCCAUAUUACGCAGUUUUAGCAGAAAAAUUUUGCUCUCAUGAUCGAAAAUAUAUGGUAGCAAUACAAUUUGCAAUCUGGGAUAGAAUCAAGGAUAUAAAUUCUUUAAAUAAACACCAAAUAGAAAACUUAGCAAAACUAGUUUUACAUUUGAUAAAAAAGGGCUCGCAGUCAAUUUCUAUCUUAAAGAUUGUGGAGUUUACUGAGCUAGAUAAAAUAACGUUAAGAUUUGUUAGAAUAAUAGUUUUAGGUAUUUUACUUGGCGAUGAAAAUGAAAUGUUACAGAUCUUUAAAAGAAUAGCUCCAAGUGCAGCAUUGAAUAACUUCAAAAGUGCAAUUGUGCUUUUUAUUCGUCAUUUUUUACUAAAGGGGACUGGAAAAAAUUACGUAGCAAAUGAUCAAAUAGAAAUAUUGAAUCAAAGAAUAGAUGCCGUUGAAGGAAUUAUAUUUAAUAAAAAUUUUAUAUAACACACAUGUCAAU